AUUUUAUUUGUAGAUAACUUUUGCAUUUGGUAUCACUGUUCCCAGAAGGCCAAGCUAAAUAAACUCGUUUAGCCGUGAGGCUGGAUUUGCAUGUAUUGAAAUUCAACAUGUGUAUGAGUUUUUGGAAAAUAUUACUUUUAUGUCAAGUUUCAAGAAUACGUAGGCUAAAUACUAUAUUUAAUUGUUUACCUUCUUGAUUAAGCGUAAUUUUUAGGCCAAAUCGAAAGUAACUGGAGACGCUAUGCCUAAAGGAAAACGAAAAGGGAAAACAGGAGCUGCUUUGAAGCCUAGGAUGGAAGUGAUUGGGGCAACAUCUGAUGAAGAUUCACUCAAUGACAAUGUCAGUGUUAUUAGUGGUUUUUCAGAAUCAAAAAGUGUGAUGGAGGAAGGAAGUGACGAAGUGGACGAACAGACCCAGGAGGAGGUUUUCGAAGAGAAGCUGCGUGAGGCCAUUGACUCCCUGUCCCAGAAGUCCGCUCAGGGCCGCACAUCUGCCUUUGACUUGGUGGCCAAGGCGUUCGUCAAGAAGUGCAUUCCGGAUUUUGUCACAGACAGACGCCUGACGCUGACAGACUGCAUUGAGCGCAGCCUAAAGAAGGGCCGUGGCCUGGAGCAGGCGGUGGCCGCGCAGUUGGCGCCUUUGUUGUGCGUACAGCUGGGCGCAGGCGAGCAUGCUGAGGAGGCGUGCCGCGAACUGGGCCCAGCGAUGCUUCUCGUCGCCCACGAUGCCUCUGCCUCCCUGCAGGCCCGGGCCAAGUGCUGCUGGGCGGUAGGGCUGUGCAGCUUCCUGAGCGGUGGCGAGGUGGCAGACACUGUUGGCGUGAUGCGCAGCCUGGAGACUGUGUUCCGUGGCUCCUACCUCAAGGGCGACGGAACAGCGCCACUGGUGUCGCCUGAAGUGGCAGCCCUGCAUGCAUCUGCCCUCUCUGCCUGGUCCUUGCUGUUGACGCUGGUUGCACCCGGUGACAUCUAUGUGCUCAUGUCGGGCCAUGCCAACACCGUCUUCUCUCCGCAGCUGUCGCAGCUGUCAGAGCUGCUGGACUCUGCUCACCUGGAGGUACGGCUGGCGGCAGGCGAGACCCUUGCGCUGGUCUACGAGCUGGGGCGGGCCCAUCACCAGGACUUUAGUCAGGACUCGACCCCACUGCUUGCUGAGAAGCUGCGUCAGCUCGCCACUGACUCACAUAAGUACCGCGCCAAGAAGGACCGCAAGCAGCAGCGUUCCUCGUUCCGAGACAUCCUGCACUACGUGGAGGAUGGCGACCCGCCGGACAUCCAGGUCAGGUUUGGCCAGGAGAUGUUGGCGCUGGACUCGUGGUGCCGCAAGAAGCAGUAUGACGCUUUUUGCCAGGUGCUGGGGUCCGGCAUGAACCUCCAUCUGACGGAGAACGACUUGGUGCGCGAAGUGUUUGAGCUCGGCGACCGGCUGACGCCCCUCAACUUGGCAGCUCACAAGCAGUCGAAGCUCGAGCGGCACCUGAUGAACGCAGCAGCCUUCAAGGCUCGCACCAUCUCGAGGAGCAAGAACCGCGACAAGCGCUCGGCUGUUAUGUCAGUAUAACAAAGUGGACUUCAAAGCUUCCCCAAGGUUUUCCCAAAAAAAAUUUGGAUGUUACAAGACAUGAUUCAUGGAUGGCGACAAGUUUGUCGACAUUUUGAAUUCUCCUGUAAAUAGAAGCCGUUGUAUUAUAUGUAAGGUAUUUUCCGCGGAAGUUGAAAUUGAUUCUUCAAGCGCUGUCUUAUUAAUAUGAAAUGUUUUGAUAGCGGGCAUUAUUUUCUAAAACAUACAUAAUUUUAAAAAAAUUAGGGUGGUAUAUUUUAUACAUGUUAUAAAUAGUAAAUAAUUUUACAGUGUAAUUUGAGAUUGGAUUAGUGCUUUUUUUGAAUUAAUUUUUUAGUACAUUCUGUGGUUAGAUAAGUGCUAUUAGAUCGUUUCAUAUUUUUUUUUUUUUUUUUAGUCUAAACAUAUUAAAUUGUUUAGUUGGUUGUGAUCAUUAAAAAUAAUAAACUUAUGACUUAAGAUCAUAAUUAAGAUUGAAAAAAUUAAUAAACAAAAUAUUACCUAGCAUUUGUCUCAUCUGAAUCUAGUCUGUAAGAGUCUGAAUACAUGUUUGUACUAAAAGUGAGCAAAAAUAAUGGGAUUUAGUAGCUUUUGUCUUCUGUAUUUUGUAUUGUCAUGCUGUAUUUUUAUCUAGGUAUCCAUGACAGUAAUGUAGACAAGUAGGGAACUGCUAACUACUAAGGUCUUACACUUUACUGGUUACUAAUCGCAGUUGUCUUCGUGCCUGUUUUUCUUAAUGUGUAGUUUUACCGUAUGCUGAUCAGAGCCUAUAGUCUCUUGGUACUUAACGUCUACCAAGCUGUUUUAAUUUUUGUAAAUGAUAAAUAAAGAAUGUAAUAAUGUAUUUUAAUGUAUAAAUUUCUUAACUAAAUAUUUGUUGUGGAAUGAUUCUGAUCUUGUUAAUAACGUGUGGGGAAAAUGGCGGAUUGUUAAAACUUUUUCAUGCAUACAAUUUUGUUAUUGAAUUAUUCGAGCAUGCCAUUAUAUCGUCAUACUUCAUUUAGUUAGGUUUUAGAUUUGAGUGAUGUUUUCACAUCUCAUUGUCUGGUAAAACUAAGGGAAAAAAAAGAAUUUUAAUAAAUAUUGACUGUAUUUAUUUUUGUAGGUAUUUGGUAAUAGGUCUACGUAUUAAAUAUCAUUGUUUAAAAAUUUUAAUGGAACAUGCCCCGUCUUGGAUUUUGAAUAUUAACUACAGUUAAUUUGUUUUUUUAUAUAUAUGUAUCUACCGUAUUUAUUGCCCUGACAAGGCAUUAUUAUAAAUAUACCCUUUCAAUUUUGUAAUCAUCUUGUAUAAACUGACCACGUCGGGUGAACAGCUGCAGGUGAUGUAAAAGUUGCAUAAGGCCUAGGAUAUGAAUGUACCUAAACGGUUGUACCACUGCGGUUUGUCUCAAGCCAUAAAUAAAAAAAGUACAUUUUUACAGUUAUUAAAAAAUCCAAGAUGGCAUAAUAUAUAAUACCCUUAAAAAUGAACCCUGUGUAAUGAUGAUGUAUAUUGGUUGCUGAGAAAACGUGCAACAAAACAUGUUUUGGUGUUAGUUAUCGUGUGUUGUGUGUCAUUUUUCUGCUGGCAGAAGCGACAGUACAUCACACAUGUUAAGCACGUCUGUGCAGAAGAUGGUUUGUGUAUUUAUUUAUUUAUCCGUGUAACCUAAGCUGUGUGCCACUGUAUCUCGACAGCUAAACUGCUGAUUUGUUUCGUGAGUUCCCCAAUUUUUCAUGCUAAGUACUAAUUGCAGUCAUGGGUUCAGAAACAGGUUUGUUCAUAAGGAAAAUAUGUCUUCACUCAAAAAUAGUUUGAUUAUUUUUAUACAAGAAGUAUUUUAAACACACUUAAAAAUUGUACGUACAUAUGCAGCUCACGUGGAGGAGGCAGAAGUUGUUAAAUGUAGGUCACUAAUACACCUGAUCCCUGUUGUGUGGAAUGGCAUUCCAGCAAUUGUGUGUAUUGUAUAAAAACACCGUACAUUUGGUUAGUUGUGUAUCUUGUUAAUAUGAAAUUCCAUAUAACAAAGAUUCUGUGUAUCUCAUUUUUCACGGUAACAGCUCUAGAAGCUUUUUUGGAUUGAGUUUAUUAACAUGUGUACACACAGUUUUGAUGUGUGUGUGUUUUUAUUUUUUUACGUGUGCUGUAUAAUCAGGAUCAUUUUGAGCGUUCAUUUUAAAAUGUUAAGUAUGUCAAGGGUCUCUAAUUUUAAUUUUUGUGACUACGUAUUUUAUUUUUUAGCUGCAUGAUCUGGCAUGUUAAAUUCAGAUGACUACAUAGCGGCCAUGUUGUGCAGUUUCUUCUAAUAUAUCUGGAACAGUUGAGGCUUGUUCUUUGUGAACACAGCAAGUCUGACAUGAAUGCAUCUGCAUUUUAUUGAUGGGUGGAUAAAGUAUUGUCACAUUGUAGAGCAGUGGACCACUCUCGUACCAUCAAAGCUAUUUAUGUUUGAUUAGUGGCGGGGCCAAACCUGAGUGUUUUCAAAAGUAGUGAACAUGGACUUUGCAGUACAUCUUUUUUUUCUCUGGGUACACCUGUUUCCACCACCAUUUCACUUAGUCAGUGCUCUGUUAUCAUAAUCUCUAAUGACCUCAAUGUCAAUGAGACAUGUCCAGUCAUUAAUUUACUGUAUUCAUUUCCACCUUGUUUUUCUGGUUCUGUUCAUGGCAGACCACUGCCUACCAAUAUAAUCUGGUGUUAACAUGUGCCACAUUUGCAAAAAUGUGGUAUCAGGCAAAGGCCCAAAAAAUAAUUAAUGUUCUGCACAAAUAAAAAGUAUUUAUGGAGUUUUAGAAAAGUGGUGUUGGGUUUUGAGUAUCGAGUGUUAAACUGUCCUACAUCUAGAACGUUAAUUGCAGUGAAGCUUAGAAAACAUUUCCUCGUGAAAAUGGUUGUAAACAGAUUCUUCUUUGGCUUAUUCUGUUACGGAUACUUGAACCAGCUAAGAAGUCAAUUCCACUAAAUUUAAAUGUGAAGUACGUGAUGUUUUAAGAAUAUCAUGGAAUACAGGAUUAAAUUAAGUUGGUUCAGUGCAUGAAGCAUCUGAAGAGCACUGUAAUAUGCCUUUACCUUAAUUCAUGCAUUAUACCAACAGCUUGGCUAGUAAUUCAAAGUUAAAUUAUUUUUAUUUGUUGGUGCUUGGUUACCAAUGAAGUUGAAUAAUGGAUUGUGGAUCUGUUCCACACUAAUAUAUUUUAAGCUGAAUAUGACUGCAGAAUUUUAAUUUGAGUGUACCAUUGAGUGCUAUACCUGUUCAAAAUAUGUUGAGCAUGUAGUGCUUUACAAAUGAUAAAUACUAGCACCAGCAUCGUUCCAGUGAUUAAUUUUUUUAGAACAGUUGAUUACCAAACUGUGUUGUUUACAUUAUGCUAUUUGUCUUUGCUGGUUCGUUUUGAGCAAUGUGUUUCUAUCAAACUAUAGAACCCAGCUCAAAAGAAGUCGGCCCACACUAUACUAUGCAUGAUUUUUGGCAAGGAUUAUAUUCAAGACUAUUUAAGAUGUUCAGAAUUUAAGUAAUAAAUUCUCUUUCAAAAACUGCUGAUGAUAAUCCUGUUAUCUUGUUGAUGACUUUUAAGAAACAUUCCGCUCUGUUCGGUUAAUUUAUUUUCAGUUUGUUUUAGGCCAUGGUUUCACUGAUUUUUAAACAACUUCAUUUGAAUAUGCUUAAUAAAGCAACUGUUUGCAUUUUUUCUGACAAUUUGAGCGAGUUAUUCAAUUUGACCAGGUUUUGCAUAUUCUGAACAAUUCCACUUCUAUGUUAGCUUGUGUAAGUUCAUUUAAAUACAGGAUAAUAUUGUGUGGUAUGAUAACAUUGGGCAUGCAAUUAAAUAUUAAUUAUUCCCAAUUAUGAUUUUUUUCAUUUAAUAACAAUAUAUAUGUAGUAUUUAUAUAGAAGCAAGCUGAAAUAUAUAUUUUUAAAUCAUGUUUCAAAAACUAUAUGAUAUGAAUAGCUAUUCAUCUUCAUUCUGAAUUUAUAGGUACAUUAGAAAUGCCCAAAAAACAUUUCUGGAAAAUUGUGGGUGGGUGUAGAAGUGCUGUAGGUAUGUCGGAAACUUAUUAAUGACCCAAGUAUUGAUAAACGUGCAGUAUAGAAUGUUAAGAUGUUAUUUGGUUGGGUGUGUGCUACGACGUGCUCUCUUGCACGUGUAUGUCGAUACGUCAGACAUUGUUUGCAACAUGAUGGGACCCUUUAAAAUUGGUAAAUUAUUGUGUGUAGAUGGAUUCACAACUUCUACUUAGACCAACACUAAAAUAUGACAAAAAUUUAACACUGGUCAUUGUCAGAUGUAUAAAAAAAAUUCACUAACUCAAAUUAUAUUUUUGAGUAGAAAGUUGAAAACUAUUUCAGUCCACCCUCCCCUUCCCAAACAUAUUCCUGACUUAGUGGAAAAGAGGAUGUGCAAGCUAAAUGUUCGAAUGUACUGUAUGGUUUUGUGUGUGUGUGUGUGUGUGUGUGUGUACGUACGUACGUUUGUGAAGAUUUGAAUGCCAACAUGGAUUCCCAUUGUUUACUUUAAUAUGUACGUACAUAUACAGAGGUUCUGAAACUGAUCUACUUUAUAAUGUAUUGAUAGUGUUAAUGGUUUAUUAACCGAUCACACUCAUUUCUGUGUGGGUAGAUAAGGAUGGUAUGUUGCAUGCUUAGGUUUUUUCUAGCCUUCCUUCCUCACCAAAAUAACGCUUGUGCAUGUAUCUGCGAUCACUGGCUAAACCUUGCUGAAUCAACUUAUUUUGAACAGGUAUAAGUACGAAUAAAUCCCACACUGAGGGUGAUGUUUUCAACCUCCUUGGUCACACCACACCAAUAUGUGUUCCCUUCUGCUUUAUUCCUGCUCACUUCACAUGUCCUCAUCCCUGUUAACAGUGCAUAACACUGUACACUGGGUACAGUAUUUAGGUGGCAUAGUUUCUUUGCACAGUUUUAUCACGUUAUGUUGAAUUGUUUUAUCGCAAUUUCAUGAAUAUUUUUUAUGACCUGCAAUACACCUUAAGCACUGAAAUUAUAACUGUUUAAAUCAAUACUAGAUAGAGACGAUACUACACAGUUUUGUCUGCCAUGAUUAUUUUGGAUGUGGGUGUAUGGUGUUCUUUUGAAUUUCUGAUUGCUCUUUGUAUGCUGUACAGUAAACAAAUAAACUUCUAUGUUUGAAUGUCCCCAAAUGAAAUCUUGUAACUUGUGGAAACCUUCCUUCCCCACCCUUCAUCCGUCUGAAAAGCUCAGUGGCAAUGAAACUAAAAUUAUGUUGUCAGUUCAGCUAUUCGACGUGCAGAACUUGAUGUCGAUUUCAGUCAUCUGUCUUGUGUUGAUAGAAGUUCAAAAUGUGUUAAUGCUGAAGCUGUAAAUUUUUCAAGCUAUCAAGGAUUUGCAUAGCUGCAUCAAGUUGGAAGAAACAGAAAUGUUUCCUUCAAAAUUGCAAUUGCCAUCAUCAGUGUCAGAAACAAUUUCUUCCUACUAGACGCUGAGAUUGAAAUUUUUUAAGUGCAUUUAGGUAUUAAGUAUUAACUCGGCAGGUCAACCUCGAGUUAAAACACAUUUUUUACUACUGUAUGCUGUGUAAACCUCCACAUGGAAUUGAGCUACAUCUCUCGACUUGUAUGUCAGUGCUUACAUAGUGCAUAGCCGUUAUUGUCGGCACCUUGAGACAUAUUUCCCAUUGUGAACCCAGGUUUAUAUUAAGCCGUGCAACAUGUAUUCAAGUUUUUAUUUGUAUUAUUUGCAAUAAAAAAUGGUUUUGGGAUAA
This is a messenger RNA of Bacillus rossius redtenbacheri, 7288 nucleotides long. It is a transcript of the gene Ifrd1, whose product is annotated as interferon-related developmental regulator 1. Lineage: Eukaryota; Metazoa; Arthropoda; Insecta; Phasmatodea; Bacillidae. The transcript is spliced from 10 exons. The record is from RefSeq and is a predicted model, not a curated record. The coding region runs from base 242 to 1561 and encodes 439 amino acids.